CGCCCCCUCUGAGCUCCAGGUGCUGCAGCUGCUCGUAGUCUCAGAGCCGGAGAAUCAAAGGAGGAAUGCGGAGACUGCAGCCGGUGAGGACCAUCCCCAGGACCAUCAUGCCGCGCUGCUGUACCCCCUGCCGGCUGCCUGUCACCCUGAUCCUCCUGCUCCUCUACCUCUGUUACCUGCUCCUGGGGGCCACAGUCUUCUGGGCCCUUGAGAGUGAAGCCGAGCAGAACCUGAGCCUCAACUUCCAGCACGAGAAGUGGGAGCUGCUGAGGAACCACACGUGUAUGGACAACCAGACCCUGGAGAAGUUCAUCAUGUAUAUUGUAGACACGUAUAAGAAGGGGUUAAUUCUUUUGGGUAAUGACACUAACCCGGACACCUGGAACUUUCCUGGAUCCUUCUUCUUUUCUGUUACUGCCAUAACGACAAUCGGUUACGGGAACCUGAGCCCCAGCACUAUGGGGGGCCGCGUCUUCUGCAUCUUCUUUGCGCUGUUUGGGAUUCCAUUGAACCUAAUCCUGCUGAAGCGUAUCGGGGAGAGGAUGCUGAGCCUGGUGCAGAGAUACGCCGCCUUUCUGGGGAAGAAAAUCGGUCGACAGAAAUCCGUGAAGGUCAUCUCCAGCUUGUGCGCCCUGGUGACUGGUCUUCUGCUGUUCUUCUUGCUGCCACCGAUCCUAUUCCGGGGGAUGGAGGGCUGGACAUAUGAGGAAGGCUUCUACUAUUCCUUCAUUACUCUCAGCACCAUUGGUUUUGGAGAUUAUGUCAUUGGACGGGUUCCCGGUAAGAAGUAUCCAGAUUGGUACCGGAACCUGGUGUCCCUGUGGAUCCUGUUCGGCAUGGCAUGGCUGGCCCUCAUCAUCACCCUGUGUACGAACCUCCUGGAGAACUCCAGAGACUUCUGCCUGUGCUGCAAAAAGAAAGAGGGCGAGAAAAAGGACCGGGAGCUCAUAGACAUGACCCUCAACGGACACCGUCCAUCAGCCCUACAGGAGGCCGAGGACUCAGAAUCCACCUCCAGCAAAACCGAGUCACUGGAGUCAGACAGGAAAUGUGGAGAGUAAUGGACGUGGGCGCUAGGAGGUCACCACCCCCCAAACCAUCUGCACGUAACACCCCUGAAAUCCUCUGUGCUGCUGGGGAACCUGCUCCUUCCACUAUGUAACUCUCAGUCUGUGAACUCCACAA
Molecule: messenger RNA, 1185 nt
Organism: Bufo bufo (common toad)
Lineage: Eukaryota; Metazoa; Chordata; Amphibia; Anura; Bufonidae
Product: potassium channel subfamily K member 17-like
Exons: 6
Coding region: 66-1061 (331 amino acids)
Biological process (GO): stabilization of membrane potential; potassium ion transmembrane transport
Cellular component (GO): membrane
Molecular function (GO): potassium ion leak channel activity
Source: RefSeq, a predicted model, not a curated record